Hypomesus transpacificus is the source of this 3132-nucleotide messenger RNA. Its product is annotated as protein ALP1-like. The record is from RefSeq and is a predicted model, not a curated record. Bases 1213 to 2235 code for a protein of 340 amino acids. The transcript is spliced from 5 exons. NCBI's taxonomy places the organism in Eukaryota, Metazoa, Chordata, Actinopteri, Osmeriformes, Osmeridae.
CAAAGGAGACACUUGAGGUGCUGUGCUGGUGGCAUGUAGCCUACCAUAUAGCGUUAGUUCAUAAGUAAAUAAGCCGACAUACUGUACAUAUAAAGUAAAUAAGUUUAUUUUUAGGAAGAAGUUGUCCAAGUUUAUUCUUCUCGAGUGAGAGGCCAAUGAGAAAGAAGAAGUUGUCCAAGUUUAUUCUUCUCGAGUGAGAGGCCAAUGAGAACAAACAUGACUGGAUAAAAAAGAUCCUGGCAACAAGUCAAGAUAAAAUAUAAAUACAUUUUGCAGGCUGUUGAUUCUGGUUUCACCGUACCUCGAAUGGGAGGACAGACUGGAGGAAGGCCGGUUUACCAAAUCGGCCAAGAGCAGUUGCAGAUGUUGUUGUCCUUUAACUUCUCUGCUAAACAGAUUGCGGAGAUCUUGGGUGUCUCAAGAAGAACAGUGAACCCACGGUUAAGGUAUGUGUCAAUUGAAGGACUAGUAUUGGAAUAAUCUGACCUCUUUCUCACUGAGCCCUACACAAUUAUUUUGUUUAUUUACAAAGCACAUGAAACACUGCAGAAUUACCCCUUUCUAUACAUUUCAUAAAGAAAUUGAUAUACUGUGAUAGAACUCUCUCAUAUCCCAUAUCUUUGUAGAAAAAAACUAAUGCGCAUGUACCACAUAGCUGACUUGUCACUGUUCCUUAAACGCAUUGUUUUGUUUAGAGUUACUACUAGGGAUUAAUGUAAAAAAUGUAAGUGUGUAAAUGUAAUCUAAAUUCUAAUAUGUAUACAUUGCCUUCCAUAGACAGUACAAAUGUAUCUUUUAGGCUGCGAUCACACUUGACUUAUUUUUUCAGAAAAAAGCGCUGCCUUCAGCGCCUUUUGACCGCCUUUUCAGAAAAGCGCUGGGUGACGUCAAGCGCCUUUUUGACGAGAAUUCCGUAACCUUAACAACGGGAAUCAUUCAUUCUAGCGAUACAUUGUAUUUUCCGUUGGUUUUCCGUUGGUUAUUUUGUGACAGCUAUCAUGGCAAAUAAAACGCAAUUACUUGCUAUAGCUCUUGGCUUUUGAGGAGGAGGGUGUUGUUGAACAGCCAAGGCGCCGUUUAUGGGUGCAUGAAAUCCUCCGCAGUAGGGAGUCGCAGGGGGCAUUCCGCAACCUGGUCCAGGAGCUCCGCCUAGACGAUGCUAGGUUCAAGUCAUUAUUUCACCUGGUCAAGAGCCAGUUUGAGGACCUCCUCAUGAGGAUUGGACCAGCCAUCUCAAAGAUGCAGACGAAAUUCCGGGAGACAAUCAGCCCAGAGGAGCGUCUUUGCAUUUGUUUGAGGUAUUUGGCAACAGGGGACUCAUACUGGUCCAUUGCUUUCCACUUCAGGGUGGGAGUUAGCACUGUGGCUGGGAUAGUUAGGAGUGUGUGUGAGGCCAUUUGGGACUGCCUGUCUGGGGAGUUCAUGGCUUUUCCCACUGAGGCUGAGUGGAGGAAGAUAGCACAGGAGUUUCAAACCAUGUGGGCAUUUCCUAAUUGCGUGGGUGCAAUGGAUGGAAAGCAUGUAGUUAUUGAGGCACCUCCAUCAAGCGGCUCCUUGUAUUACAAUUACAAGGGGACAUUCUCCAUCGUCCUGUUGGCUGUAGUUGAUGCCCAUUACCGCUUCAGGGUGGUCGACAUCGGUGCCUACGGCAAAAACAGCGAUGGAGGAACAUUAGCUGCCUCUGCCUUUGGGUCUGCCCUGCGGCAGGGGACCCUCAACCUCCCUGGGGAUGCCCUUCUACCUGGAGCAGAGAACUUGGGGCCUAUUCCUCAUGUUUUCCUGGCCGACGAGGCAUUCCCCCUGCGGAGAAAUCUCCUCCGCCCCUACCCUGGGCUCACUAGCGGGGAAAAGCGAGUGUUUAAUUACCGCCUCUCUCAUGCUAGGAGAAUGGUAGAGUGUACCUUCGGCAUCCUAGCAGCCCAAUGGAGGAUAUGCCGGAGGGUGCUUGGUGUGUCACCACAGGUGGCCGAGUCAGCUGUAAAGGCCACCUGUGUACUUCACAACUUUCUGCGGCAGGGAGGCUCACCAGAUGCACCUACUGGCCCAGCAGAACCAUCUUCUGGAAUGCAGAAUAUUGCCAGGGUUGGCAGCAACAACGCCAGCAGAGAGGCCAUGACUGUGAGGACCAAGUUCACAGAGUACUUUUCAUCUGGAGCUGGUCAAGUGCCCUGGCAGAACUGCCCCCUGCACAUCCCACAUUCCCUUCAGUUAACUGUUCAAAGCCACUUCAGUUGAGGUGUGGUCUUGUGAGUUAUCAUUUAAAGAACAAAUUAAUCUGGUGCAGUGUAAAUUGCAAUAAUGACUGCAAGUAAUAGUCAAUUGUAAAGAAGUAAUAUCACACAAGCAAGUAAAGUAAAUAUAAUUAUAGGUUUAAUUUAAUCAAUAAUAAUUACAACAACAAAUAGAAUAUAAUACAUUACUCUCCGAAUUCGAUGUCAAAUAAGGCUUGUUGAAAGCGAAGCUUUGUCAUGGCUUGCUUUCGAGGAUCAAGGCGGUCAAGUGUGGGUGCUAGACUGAGGAGAUAGUGUUCGUUUUCUGUAUAUUUGUUCUGGGCUUGGUCUAAUCUAGAAAGUAUUUGGGCUUGGUAUGGGGUCAUCUCUGGAGAGGCCUUCCUUUUCCCCCUGCCACUACACGUAGCUCUUGGUGAAGGGUCCAGGUGAGGACUUGGUGUACCAGUCGGUGAGGUAGGCGGGUUAUCUAGGGUUACUUCAGACAUUAUGCUACCCUCUAAAUCUACAGUUUCCUCAGUUUGAUGAUCCUGUAUGAAAAUAAAAAAUAAAACCCAUGACAGCACUUAUUAGAACAUUAACAUUUUCCAGGUUUAUACAUGUAUUAACCCCAGCCUAAAAAAAGUUUACUUUUAAAGUACAUUUCUCACCCUGGUCCAUACAUAAACACUGAUUUUCUGCAAGACACAUUCCUAAUAGCUUGCUUAAUUACCUGUCCGGUCUCUGAACAAAUGUUAUUUGGUAAAACUGUUGCUGACUGUGACAGAUCAAAAUUGGAGGUGAUCUCCCUUUCCUGAUUAUAUGGCUCUAGGAAUGCUAAAAUGUCAAGGUAUUUCCAUUUCUUCUUGACUCCACCCUCCGCACCACUCCUGGCCUUCUCCUGCUCUUCUCCUUCCUGUAUUUG